Messenger RNA from Ochotona princeps (American pika), 4949 nucleotides. RefSeq names its product G protein-coupled receptor associated sorting protein 2 (gene GPRASP2). The record is from RefSeq and is a predicted model, not a curated record. The coding region runs from base 596 to 3298 and encodes 900 amino acids. Lineage: Eukaryota; Metazoa; Chordata; Mammalia; Lagomorpha; Ochotonidae. The transcript has 4 exons.
AGGCAAGUGGGGUUUGGUGGCGGCGGGGUGGCCCCCAUGGUCGGUGGCUGACUGCUGGUCCCACACCCUGACAGCCUGGCAGGGAAGCUGUGAGCCAGUCUGCGCUGAUCAGGGACCCCUGUCGCUGAGAAGCCUGCUUUAAGGCUGGUCAGUUCUGCAAGAAAGGAGAGAAGGAAGAGACUGGCUCAAGUUUCUGGAGGCUGGACCCCUCCCCACCGCAGUCAGCUGUGGGGCUUGACUCCAGUUGCUCAAAGAGAGGAGGGGGAGAUUGCGCCACAUCAGUGAAGAUCCUUUUCUAGUGGCUACCCAUAGUGUUGGAAUUGCUGUGGCCCACCAUCCGCAACUGGUCUGCACCCACCAGGAGCCAUCCAUCCUCCCCCAGCUCGGUUUUGCCUCCUCUGAAUUUUGUAAAUUUGACUUAGACUGUGCUUGAAAAGAGGGUGAUUGGCUGCUGGACUGGCAAGUGACUCUUAACUCUCUUUGAAAUUUUCAUUUGAAUCAACAGAGUAUCAAGGUAUAAGCCAUUGACAGAUCUGCAAUCAACGCCAAGAGCUAAGUAGAGGCUAUUAAUUUGGUCGUGUCUAUAACUUGUAUCAUGACUGGGGCAGAGGCUGAGACUAAUGCUCAUGCUCAGCCUAGAAAGAAGGCUGGGGAAGAGGCUGUAGGUGGGGCUGAGAGAGAGAAUGAAGUUCCUCUGGUGGUCAGACCCAAGAUUAGGAACCAGAACCAAGGAAUGAAUGGGGCAAGAUCCAAGAAUAAGAAUAAAUCUAUGUCUGGCUCAAGGCGCAAAAAGGAUACCCCAGCCCAGUCUGGGGAAAUUUCUAAAACUGAGUCUCAGACCAUGACUGCGCAAAGGCCCAAAACCGAAGUGCAGAGAGUGCCUGGGGAAAGUUCUAAAACUGAGUCCCAGGCCAUGACUGGGCCAAGGCCAAAUACUGAAGCACAGAUGGUGGCUGGGGAAAGUUCUAAAGCUGAAACCCAGGUCAUGACUGAGCCAAGGCCCGAAACUGAAGCUCAGGCAGUGGCUGGGGCAAGGCCCAAAACUGAUGCGCAUGCAGUGGCUGGGGCAAGGCCCAAAACUGAUGCCAGGGCAGUGGGUGGGGCACGUCCUAAGACUGAAGCCAAGGCACUUCCUGGGUCAAGACCCAAAGGUAAAGCCCAGGCAUGGGUUCACACUGAAUUUGGGACUGAGGCACUGUCUCAAGCAGAAGGUAUAUCCCAGCCUAAUGUUGUCACUUGGCCACUGGUCAGUUCUGAGUCUCGGUCAGCUACUAAAUCAAAUGUGGAUGGAGAAUUGGGCAAUAUGGAUGCUGAACCAUUUUCUACCACCCAAAAUCAGACAGGAAUCCAGUCCUGGUUUAGACCAGGGGAGGAGACUAAUAUGGGGUCUUGGUGUUAUCCUAGGCCCCGAGCCAGAGAGGAGGCCUCUAAUGAGUCUGGAUUCUGGUCAGCAGAUGAGACCUCUACAUCAGUGUCUUCUUUGUGGGCUGGUGAAGAGCCCAGUAUCAGAUCAUGGCCCAAGGAAGAAGCCAGUAGUAGGUCCAGGCACAGGGCUAAACAUCAGACUAAUAACUCUGGGUCCAAGCCCAGAUCGAAGCAAGAACCCUAUGUUGAUUCCUGGUCUGGAUCUGAGGAUGAAACUGGCAACCCAUUCUUCUGGGGUGGAGAAAAUGCCAAUGACAUGUUCAGGUCCAGAGUCAAGGACAAGGCAAAUACCAGGUCCAAGCUCAGGACAAAGACGGGGGACUGUUUUGAAUCAGAGUCUGAAGAUGAGUUCUAUAAGGAGUCCUGGUUUUUGCCUGGAGAAGAGGAAAAUAGUAGAUUCAAGCACAGAGACAAGGGAGAGCCCAAUACUAUUUUGAAAUCACGGGCCCUGAAAGAUGUUAAUAACCGUAACAGUGCCAACGAAGAGCACAGGUUGGAGGAGGAAGUCAUUAUUGGGUCCUGGUUCUGGGCAGAGAAAGAGACCAGUUUGGAGGCUGGGGCUUCAGCAGUCUGUGAGUCUGAGCCAGGAACUGAGCAAGGAGUUAUUGGUGGAUCCCUGUUUUGGACCGAGGAAAAGUGUAAUUUGGGGGCUGUGGCCAGAGAAGAGCCCAAGCCAAAGUCUGAAGAAGAGGCCAUAUUUGGAUCCUGGUUCUGGGAUAGAGAUGAAGCCUGUUUUGAUGUGAAUCCUAAUCCUGUAUACAAGGCCAGUAACAGGUUCAGAGAUUCAGUUGAACAGGAAAUUGAUACGUCGUCUAGGCCCCAAACUUGGGAAGAGGUCACUGUUGAAUUCAGACCUGCCCCUUGCCAUGAGAUUGGCUUCCCAUCCACAAGCCAGUUUACACUUACUGAAGGGGCUUCUGAAACACUUGAGACAAAGCCCAUGCCCUUGGAACCUAACCUAGACGGGGAAGAGCAGCAGUCUUUGCCUCAGCCUGAUGAGCCUGGACCUGAGUACCCAUUUCAGUAUGAUCCUUCCUACCGCUCAGUCCAGGAAAUUCGAGAGCACCUUAAAGAAAGAGAAAAUGCAGAGACUGAGAACUGGUCCUGCACCUGCAUACAAUGUGAGCUUAGAAUUGACUCUGCAGAGUUUGAAGAACUCCUUUUACUGAUGGACAGAGUGCGUGAUCCUUUCAUCCAGGAAAUAUCUAAAAUUGCAAUGGGGAUGAGAAGUGCUUCUCAGUUUACCAAAGAUUUUAUUCGGGAUUCAGGUGUUGUCUCACUUAUUGAAACCUUGCUCAAUUAUCCAUCCUCCCGAGUUAGGACACAAUUUCUGGAAACCAUGCUUCAAAUGGCUCCACCUUAUCCAAAUCUAAACAUGAUUGAGACAUUUAUCUGCCAAGUGUGUGAGGAGACACUUGCUCUUGGGGUAGAUUCCCUUGAGCAGAUGCUUGGACUAAGGAUGCUUAGACACCUCACUGUGACCACUGACUAUCAUUCACUGAUUGACAAUUACGUGUCUGGAUUUCUUUCCUUAUUAAUCACAGGCAAUGCAAGAACAAAAUUUCUUGUUCUGAAAAUGCUACUCAAUUUGUCCGUAAAUCCUAUGGUGAUAAAAAAUCUAUUCAGUGCCAAAGCCCUAUCAAUAUUUAUAGGUCUCUUUAACUUAGAAGAGUCACAUGAUAAUAUUCAAAUUGUUGUUAAGAUGUUUCAGAACAUCAGUAAUAUUAUAAGAAAUGGCACAUUAUCCUUAAUUGAUGAUGAUAUCAGUCUUGAGCCACUUACAUCUGCAUUCCAUGAAUUUGAGGCUUUAGCUAAGCAACUACAAAUCCAAAUAGACAAUCAAAAUGAUCCUGAGACAGGACAACAAAGUUAAUAUGAUUAAUCACCUGCCCCCGCUCAGCCUUAUGCUCCCAAAGAGCCCUGAACAGUGCUUUUGGUGUUCACAGUCUGGUUUUGUGUUGUAACUUAUAUUUGUAAUGUUGAUGUUAAUCUUUGCGAACUCUUAUUUUGUGCUGAAUUGUUUUGUGGAUGCCAAAUUAAUAUUGCAACUGAAAAUGUAAUUGUUGAAAUUUGUCUUGUUGUUCAGAUGUGAUAUUUUUGUUGUUCAUCUUCUAAGAACUGUGCCGGAAUAAGCUGCUAUUUGUUGUUUAACUAUAUGGUUCUCUACUGAAGUCUGUGUUUUCAAUAAAGUUGUGUGUUGAAGUCAGCAUAAAUGAUUCAAGUUUACAAAGCAGGUGUGAAUACAUUGGGCACACAUAACAAAUAUUAAUGAUUAGUAUGCCAAACAAAUGCUGUUAGAAAAUCCUGUUAUUGGAGCUUAGGGAGGAAAUACUUGAGCUUGUGGUGUGGCUUAGCAGGCUAAUCCACCCAUGUUGUAAGCAUCCCAUAUGGACAUUGGUUUGUGCCCCAACCGCUCCACUUCUGAUCCAGAUCCAUACUAAUGGCUGGGAAAGUGGAGCAGGAUGGCCCAUGUUCUGGGACCCUGUACCCACGGGGGAGACCCAGAACAAACUCUUGGCUCCCAGUUUCAGACUGGCCAAGCUCUGGCCAUAGCAGCCAUUUGGCCGGUGGAUAAUUCUCUCUCUCCUUGUAGCUCUGGGUAUUUCUUAUUUUCAAGUAAAAUAAGAAAAUCUUAAGGAAAAAAAGGGGCAGGAGUGGAGAAGAUUGAUAUGGCCUGAAGUACCAGAGGGAUCUGCAGGAAAAGAGGGACUCAAAUUGAUUACUAGCCGAUAGGAUGAAACAAAUCAUUAUGUCACUUUUGAAAGUGGGCAGUGAUGGUGUGAGGAAAAGUGUGUAAUUAGAAAAUUGUUUCCAUCUGCAUACAUGUACCCAAUAUGCCUGAAAUAGGUGAGAAGACUUAUUGCAGGAUACAAUUGGACAAUUAGAAGGCCAGUUUGGGGGAACUAAGUAUGCCAAAUAUGCUCAUUUUACAAUUUAAAGUCAUCUAAUGGAUAAAACAAACAAACAAAAACCCUCCAAUUAACUGAGGUCAGGAAUGGGAUUUCCUUUAUGGUCCUUGUCCAAGGAAAAGUGCUAAGGAAAUACCAUUCAUCCAUUGUAGGAAUUGUGCAUAGAUUGAUUUAUUGACAUGAAAUUAUAUUAGUGAUAUUCUAUGUAGUGAAACUUGUCAUUGGUUGUACAGCUAUACAAAAUUAGAUACCAUUUUUUUAAAAAGUGCAUAUACUUAUAUACAAUUUCCAUGCAACUUCAAUUUGACUUCCUACAUCACUUGUUAUAUAUCACAGUCUGAAAUAAAAUGCACCAUACUAAAAAAAGUUUCUUAGAGCUAACUUGAUGGCGUAUCAGGCUAAGCCACUGCCUGUAGUGCUAGCAUCCCGUGUGAGCACCUGCUUGAGUCCAGGCAUUUCCACUUCCCAUCCAGCUCCCUGCCUGUGGCCUGGAAAAGCAGUGGAGGAUGGCUCAAGGUCUUGGACUUCUGUACCCACAGAGCAGACCAGGAAGAAGCUCCUGGCUUCCAACUUUAGAUCAGUACAGUUCCAGUCAUUCCAGCCAUUUGGGAAGUA